ACUCUCUGCGGACUCUGGACUCUCGGCUCCAUGCUGCAGACCUGAACCUGACCACAGCUGAGCGCCUCAGUGGUGAUGCCUCCUGCCCGUCCACGCCUCGCUCCGCCUCCCCUGCCCUCCGUCCGCCCGCCUCGCCUGGCAGCCUCCACAGUGACGGAGUCCCUGAUGAUGAGUGGAGUGAACAGAGUCGGGCUCUGAGACCUCCGAGGAAGAAGAAGCGGGGACGGCCGCCGCUUGCUGUCACAAACAAACGGAAGAAGUCAACACCGGCGCAGAGCUUCGUCUGUCACGUGUGUGGACGCUCUCUGCAGGGGAAGGGCUUCCUGCUCAAACAUGUCCUGCAGGUCUGUGCCAACAACCCCGACUGCUGCUGCGGCUUCUGCGGUGAGCAUUUGGACACAGCCGGUGAGCUGGCGGUUCACCUGCAGACACACCAGGAGAACAGUAAGACCUGCUCCUUCUGCGGGAAAACCUUCCAGUCCAUCCUGGCACAGGAGCUGCACGUGCGCCUGCACACCGGAGAGAAACCGUACAGCUGCGACGUCUGCGGCAAGAAGUUCAGCCAGAAGGGCAACCUGACGUCGCACAUACGCGUCCACGCUGCUGAGAAACCCUUUAAAUGUAAACAGUGCAGCCGCGCCUUCUGCCACAGGACAUCUUUGGAGCGCCACGUGAGGGAGCACACUGGAGAGGAGGUGCACACCUGCAGCGUCUGCGCUCAGGAGUUCAGCAAGCUGCGCAGCCUGCGGCGACACAUGGCCACUCAUCAGAAAGAUGCCAGCAACAAAUCGAGACGACAGCGCAGCUCGCCGCCAGCGUCCCACUGUAGAGUAUGCGGUGAUGUCUUCACCAAGAGGACCUUACUGGUGAGACACGUGGAGACUCACCUGCAUGACCCAGAGGGCCGCUGUGGACUCUGCGGACACCAGUACGAGUCCACUGCCAGCCUUGCCGCCCACCUGCACUCCCACCGUGAGAUCUUCAACAGCUGCCAGGUGUGUGGGAAGUGCUUCCCCGCGCAAGCGGCACUGCUGAUGCACAUGAGGAUUCACACAGGAGAGAAACCGUACUCCUGCAGCUUCUGCGGUAAGACCUUUAACCAGAGCGGCAACCUCAAGACGCACCUGAAGAUCCACACGGGUGAGCGGGCGUUCUCCUGCAGCCUCUGCGGGAAGGGCUUCACGCAGAAACAGACGCUGGACACACACGUCCGCUUCCACAACAAGGAGCGGCGCUUCCUGUGCCAGGUGUGCGGGAAGGGCUUCAUGCAGGAGGUGGACCUGAAGAGACACAUGCUAAUCCACACAGGAGAGAAGCCGUACAGCUGCAGGGUCUGCGGCAAGAGCUUCCAGGCCAAACGCUCGCUCAAUGGACACCUCAAGGUCCAUGCCACUGCGGGCACCGAGCCAGGGGCGGAGCUAGACCAUCGGCGAGCUGAGCAGCAGACGACGGACAGCUUUUACCCUGGAUUCAUCCAGCUCUAA
Plectropomus leopardus (leopard coralgrouper) is the source of this 1484-nucleotide messenger RNA. Lineage: Eukaryota; Metazoa; Chordata; Actinopteri; Perciformes; Serranidae. The record is from RefSeq and is a predicted model, not a curated record.